AGCAAAUGAUAGUUUCAUGGAUUUAUUCUAUCCACCACAAUCUAUUUCAAUGAAAUCUACUCAUAAUUAUAAUAAUUUAAAUAAUGAAAAAAAUUUAUUCAACAAUAACGAUAAUCAUAAUAAUAACAAUAGCCUACAUCAAAAUACGAUGCAUUAUUUAAGAAGUAUACGUAGAAAACGCAGAAAAUUAAUUCGACAAGGCAGUUUCAAAUCAUUAACUAAUUAUUCAAUGUAUAAUCUGCAUAAAACUACCAAUUAUGAUAGAUUUGAACGUAGUGUAAGUUAUCAACCAACGAAAUUCACCAGUGGCAAUAAUAAUAAUCAUGAUGAUAGUACUAAUCUGCAUUUCACAUUUCAUUCAUCCCAUUCAUCAUUAUCAACCUCUUGGUCAUCAAUUAAUUCUAAUGGAAAUGUGGAAAAUGUUAAACAGAAAUCGGGACCAACUGAAUUGUUUAUGACAGAAACACCAAUUUAUCAAUAUGAAUAUAUUAAGUCAAUGGAAAAUAUUUAUUUCCCAUUUUGUGCUAAUGAUACACAGACAGGAGAAAAUAUAAU
Molecule: messenger RNA, 555 nt
Organism: Schistosoma turkestanicum
Lineage: Eukaryota; Metazoa; Platyhelminthes; Trematoda; Strigeidida; Schistosomatidae
Source: the annotation of a GenBank genome assembly